Pelobates fuscus (common spadefoot toad) is the source of this 3404-nucleotide messenger RNA. RefSeq names its product 1-aminocyclopropane-1-carboxylate synthase homolog (inactive) (gene ACCS). Gene Ontology annotation, molecular function: transaminase activity; pyridoxal phosphate binding. Gene Ontology annotation, biological process: biosynthetic process; amino acid metabolic process. NCBI's taxonomy places the organism in Eukaryota, Metazoa, Chordata, Amphibia, Anura, Pelobatidae. The coding region runs from base 755 to 3322 and encodes 855 amino acids. The record is from RefSeq and is a predicted model, not a curated record. The transcript has 15 exons.
CUCCCGGCCGCACAAUGACUGACACGGACCAAAGUUAUCCCGGAAUAAGGGGAGCACGCAUGUGCACGGACCCGGAUGUGAAAGGCUCCUGUAACGGGCCCGCUGCGGCUGAUCCGGGCUGUGCCGAGCCGUGCGAUUCCGGGCCGGGCCAGGGCCAAACCGUGCCACCCGCAUCCGAGCAUGGAGCAGCCGCGGAGGGGGGCACGCAGCUAGACCCGGGACUGUCCCGUGCCAAAAAUAUCCCCCAUUGGCUUAAAUGUCCACACCGUCUAUCAUUAACCAUUUAAAGAACAUCAAACAGCAUAUUUUUGAGGUUCAGGGGCCCAUCACACAGAGCAGAUCCCCAAUAAAGCUCUGUCCCACAUGGGCACGGGUUUACCAACACGGGUUUAUUCGGGGGAAUCAGUAAACGGGCAGAACCCUGAUGUGUGUGGGUCAUCUUUUGGGUUCCAAAGAAUCAAAUAGUUUACAAAGUUAAAUAAAUUAUCUACUAAAUGUAUAUCCUGGGAUUUGAAAGUUGUUGGAACUUAGAAAUAUAUGUAUAUAUAUUUUAUUAUAAGUCACAUUGAGCACAUAUUUAUAAGUACGUUUGCACUUAAUAAGGUCCCUUCACGGUUUAGAGGUUUAGGACCAACUCUGGAUUCAUAGAAGAUAUUAUUUUGGGUGGAGGUAUCCUGGGAUUUUGGUAGGAAAGGAUUAUCCAAAUUACGCUUUUCUUGCCAGUUUUUUAUUAUAUUAUUUUUUGGUGGAGGUCAUGGAUUUCCGCGGUAAGAAGUAUGAGCGAGGCAGUAACUGGUCAGACCCAGAGGUGGUGGAGCUUCUCCAGCUCUGGGGCAAUGAGUCCGUACAGAUGGAACUGGAGAGCUGCCUUCGCAACCAACAUGUCUUUAACCGGAUCGCUGAUGUGCUCAGGGAGAAGGGCAUCCACCGUACCGGGGACCAGUGUCGAGAGAAGAUAAAAAAGAUGAAGCUUGAAUACCGGAGGCUGAAGGAGAACAGCAAGACAAUGCGCAGUGGGAGAGCCUGGAAGUUUUACGAAGUGAUGGACAGGGUCUUAACCCACCGACCAACACUAUCAUAUGGGUCUUUGGGACCUGGAGGAGUGUUAGCCCAACCUUUGUUGCAAGGGCCAUUAUCUGAUGGCUUUCAUACCCACUUCCCCCAAUAUGGUCAUACUCAACACCCAGAGCUAAUGGAGAUCAAAUGUGAGGAGGUACAGUCAGAUGAACAAUGUUUGACUCCAGAACCACCUCCUUCGAUGACUUAUAUCCAGGAUUCUGGAGGAGAACAAGAGGAGGAGGAUCACGCAAUUCUAGAGAGAGGACCUGAAGACUCGCCUAUUUCUAGGGUGGAGGUAGCAGGUGAAGCCAGUGUAUCACCUUCAGGCUUCAGUGAAUCUAAUAUGGCGGGAUCUUCAUGUCCCAAUGGUCGACAGAACCUAUGGAGAAAGAGGAAAGUCCGGGAGCCGUUGGAGGAACUGAUUUCACGGAUGCUUACUGCCCAGCGGGCGACAGAAGAGAGGUUCCUACAGAUGGAGGAACGCAGGAUGGAACAAGAACAAGAGGCAGAGGAACGUCGAAUGCGCCUCGAGGAGAGGAGGUUGCAACUGGACCGCCAGCACGAACUGCGCAUGUUCAGUGUUUUUGCCCAGAUGCUUGGUAUGUUGCGUCCUGGAGGGGCCGAGUCUGUACCCCAACCUCAUGUGGAUCCUGGGUACCCUCAGGAAGGGGAGUCUCUUGUUAGAUCUGGAGCUGGAGUGGUCCAGGAGUCAGAACUCUCUGAGGUUUAUAAUUGUAAUCCGUUUAAUAGCCCAUAUCUCUCCACCCGUGGGAACAUCUUGAGUGGCUUCCGUGGCUCGUCAGAGGAGGGAUACCGGGCUUAUCAUGAGGACAAGUAUGAUGAGGACAAGAAUCCUAAUGGCAUCAUCAACUUCGGCACCAGUGAAAAUAAACUGUGCUUCGACCUAAUGUCCAAACGGUUGACUCAGAGUGAUAUGAAUGUAAUAGAGCCUCCUCUCCUGCAGUAUCCAGACUGGAAAGGACACAAUUUUUUGAGAGAAGAAGUUGCUCGCUUCCUGACGUAUUACUGCAAGGCUCCAGCCCCUCUGAGUUCUGAAAACGUUGUUGUACUAAAUGGCUGUGGGUCCCUGUUCUCUUCUUUGGCAGCUGUUCUUUGUGAUAAUGGAGACUCAAUCCUGAUUGCCACUCCCUUCUAUGGAGGGAUUACACAGAGCAUCUUUCUAUACAGUGGCGUUAAACUGGUCUAUGUUCACUUAGAGAGCAAGGUUUCUGGACCACGGACUCGACCAUUCCAGCUGACUGUUCAGAAAUUGGAAACCACUCUCCAAGCAGCAAAAGACCAGGGUACCAAUGUUAAAGCGCUGAUCCUCAUCAAUCCCCACAAUCCUUUGGGGGAUGUUUACUCAGCUUCAGAAAUGAUGGACUUCUUGGAGUUUGCUAAGAGACAUUCUUUACACGUCAUUGUGGAUGAGAUCUAUAUGCUGUCUGUUUUCGAAGAGUCUACAACAUUCCAAAGUGUAUUGAGCAUGGAGAAACUUCCAGAUCCUCAGAGAACGCAUGUUAUGUGGGGGAUCAGUAAGGAUUUUGCCGUAUCGGGAAUUCGUUUUGGGACCUUGUACUCCCAGAAUCAGGAUGUGUGCAAUGGGGUGGCCUCUCUCUGCUAUUUCCAUGGUGUCUGUGGUCCCGUUCAGUUUAAAAUGGCCCAGCUGCUUCGUGACAGAGAUUGGAUCAACCAAGUUUACUUGCGGGUAAAUCACGCCCGUCUCCGUGCAGCUCAGGCGUAUGUAGCCGAAGAGCUUCGCGCUUUAGGUGUGCCCUUUCUCAACCGCAGUGCCGGAUUCUUCAUCUGGAUUGAUUUCCGGAAGUACCUGCGGGCUCCCACCUUCGAAGAGGAGGUGGCGCUGUGGAGGCACUUUCUUGACAACAAGGUCCUCCUGUCUUGUGGCAAAGCAUUUGAGUGUGGUGAACCAGGCUGGUUCAGGGUGAUUUUUUCCGACAAGACCCACCGCUUGCAACUGGGAAUGCAGCGUAUUCGCAAGGUGCUGGAGGGGAGGGAGCGCGAGAUGCAGGUGGAGGCACAGCGGAACAAGGAAGUUGAGGAAGGAAAAGCAGAUAGCACUGAUGAAGUCAUCUAUGUAUCCAGCCACCGCGAGCCGGCCAAUUCGAAUUUGGGGGACCUCAUCGUGCAGCUGCAGCAUCAAAUGCGCUCUUCAGACUGGCUGCAAAGGAACACCGCUGAAAACUUUGCCCAAGAAAACCCAGAGGUUUACCAAGUGUACAGCAAAUUCGCAGGGAAGCCGUAAAACGAGGGAAAAUUAGUACGUGGCGACACGUUCAGCACAAUGUGUAGAGUUGUAUAAUCAAUAAAUUGAAGCGAUUAUACUA